Molecule: messenger RNA, 7600 nt
Organism: Actinia tenebrosa (Australian red waratah sea anemone)
Lineage: Eukaryota; Metazoa; Cnidaria; Anthozoa; Actiniaria; Actiniidae
Biological process (GO): adenylate cyclase-activating G protein-coupled receptor signaling pathway
Cellular component (GO): membrane
Molecular function (GO): G protein-coupled receptor activity
Source: RefSeq, a predicted model, not a curated record
UAAAAAUAAAGCUCAUUCGAGAAAGCUUUCAAGUUUUAAAAAGAAGAAAAAAGAGGGAACGUUUGUGAAAAAAGUUGUCGCGAGAAAGAAAGACCAGAAGAAAGAUCCACAUGACAGAAAAACUAAAAAAAGAAAGAAGAUGUUUGCAAGGGGUCAUCACACGAAAGAGACUCCACUAAAGUCUAACCAUGUUAAAGUAGAGCUACUAGAAGGGUCUGGAGUAGGAAAAAAUAAUAACAUUAUGCUUGGAGCAGCUAUUCCUAAGCAAUCGAGAAAAAACUCCACGUUUUCUAAGAACGAUUCAAAUGCAGGCAGUGCUAAAGCAUUCGAUAAGAAAGUGUUACCAGAUCACAAAAAUUUAACAUCCUUGAAUUUAACACAUGUCAGCUUGCCACCAACGAAAAAAGUUGUCAUUAAUCCUGAAACUGGCACUAAAACUCACUUUUACAAAGUUGCUCAAGAUGAUACCACAGGUUUCAUGGAAGGCAACGAUAAGAAGAUUACUAAAGUGAAAGACAAUCUUCAACAUGGGGUUAAAAGCAAAAUGUUGAAAAAAGAUCACAUUGGAAUUCUAAAUGGUACAAAUUUGUCCUAUAUAAAGGCAAAAGUUCAAACUCCCAGAGCAGAGAUGAAACAUGUGCAGAACGUUACAAAGUCACAAAAUGAAACCCAAAGUUUCUUGUCAACGAUCCACAAUAACUCUGAUGUUGCCAUGAAAAUGAAUGAACUCAGAAAUCCACUGCUUCAUCAUAUUCAAAAUGUCAGUAGUAACCAGGACAUUGUUCAGUUUUCUGCCGAGUCCCAUAAACACAAAUCAAAAGUGCAUCAUCGCCAUCAUCAUGUUGGACACAUGAAUCCAGAAGAUAUAGGAGACUCGGACUUCGAUAUCUUAAUGUCUAAUGAUAUUCCUCGCAAGCUGAAGAAAGAAGGCAAGGAAAAGGCAUCGAAGAAAAAAGUUGAGAAAAAGAAGAAAAAGAAGACUGCCAAGAAUAAGAAAGUUGUCGUUGGUGAAGAUGUCAGUGAGGAUGAGGACGACGAGACGGAGAAGAAAUCUAAACCGAGGAAAAAGAAAGAGAAAACAACUCAUCAUAAACAUCACAAGUCUAAAGACAAAAGUAAUGAAGAACCAUGGUUCAAGGGUCAUAUCAAAUAUAUCAAGAAGAUUAAAAAGAAGAAGCCGAACCAUGACACUGAAGAUGAAAACAAUGAACGAGAGGUGACAAAGAAACAUGAGAUUGUACAUCACCAUCACCAUCAUCAUCAUCAUCAUCAUCAUCCUACCGAAUCGAAUGAUAAUGAUGACAAUGAAAAGGAUGAACCAAAGCACCAUAAGAAAGUACAGGAAGAUGAAUACAAAGAUGACGACGAAGAUGGAUAUGUAGUAAACCAUCAUAAUCAACGGAAGCACCAUGUAAUACAUCACCAUGAAAAGAUGGAGCCUCAUCAUAAAAUACAUCAUAAGUUUAACGAGAACGAAAGUGGUGACGAUGGUGGUAAUAAUGACAAUGAGAAGGAAGUGAAGAAACCUUAUCAUGUCAAGUUUGUCCAUCAUGAAGAUGAUCAAGACGAAGAACAAGACGUUGAAGUUCAUCACAAACCCAAAUAUCGCGAGAAAAGUUACCAUAAUGAUGAAGAAAUAAAUACAAGAAUAAUCAAGAAGCGUAAAAAACAUCACCAUUUCCAUCACAAGGAUGAGGAUGAAGAAGAAAAUGAUGGUGACGAAGAGGCUCGUCAUAAAAUCUUUAAUCGUAAACAUCACCCACACACAUAUCAUUAUAAGAGCGGCGAUUAUGAUCAACGCGGGGAGCACAAUGAAGUUGAUAAUGGUCGUUAUCGUCACCGUUUCCACCAUCCAGUCAAACAUUGGCGUCAUUAUGAAGGAGAGCAUCAUUGGCACAUCAAGCAUCCUUUUCAAAAGACCCGUGUAUUUCUUGGUGAAGAUGCUGAAGGUGAUGAUGAUGAUGACACUGAUGAUAGAAAUUCACAAAAACACAGCAAGCACCGUCAAUACGAAGACAACUGGGAAGACAGUAGAAAAGAGAAAUGGAGGAAAGAAGAAAGAGAGAAAAAGUACAAAAGUGAGGAAAAAAAGGAAAAGCUUAUGAAUGAAUACGAAAAUAGGUUGAGAGAUCACAAGGAAUACAAGCAUAAAACCCAUAAAGAUUUCGAAGGAAAGGAAAGCUAUGAGGAUGAAAGCCAUUGGAAACAUAAACACAGAGAGUCUGAUAGGAACUACGCUUCGUAUGAAGACGAAGAAACAAAUAAGAAACAUCAUCCCUUUGGAAGAGAACGCUACGAGGAAUGGAACGAGCAUGGUGAGCCAAGACCUUGGGAAAAAGAAAGUGGAGACAAAUUUGGGUCUCAUGAAUGGAAAGGAAAGGAACAUGAAUACGAGAAUUUUAAACAUAAAAAAUUGCACGAUGGUGAAGAGGAGUAUUUUGGAUCUUCGCGUUAUCGCAACAGACCUUAUGAGGAACAUGAACCAUUCCAACCAUGGGAUGAGAAGAAACACGAGGAGCACAAAACGUUCAACCGACCAUGGUCUGACCACGAAGGUCAACAAGAUCAUUAUGAGCACGAAGGUCAACAAGAUCAUUAUGAGCACAGUAAUGAAAAAGAAUGGAUUCCUCCCUGGAAACAGCAUAAAUGGAAUAGUCACAACCAGUGGGAAGACAAUCCUAAUGACCAUUACAGACCAAAAGAUGAAGGCAAAUGGAUGGAUAAAAUGCACUCUUUUGGUAGUCAACCCAAGAGUACUCCAUGGCCAAUGAACAAAGAAACAACAUAUAACCCAUACCACCAAAGUACCCUUCCUUACCAAACAGCCUGGAACUCUGGUACUAGUAAACCCCAACCCUACAGACCCACCCAGUCCGGGACUAAAUCCAGUCAAGGACCAAAUGUCAAUCCAUGGAAUCAAAAUUAUGCUGGGAAUGUUGUAGAUGAAAAGAAUGAAAGAAGUGAUAUAGCUCGCAAGCCACCACAAAAUCCUGUCAUGCCGUAUAAUAACAUGAUUCCUAAUGUAACACAGGGAGUGAUUGGUGUGGGUGUGAACUCCCAACCGAUACCGCAAGGACAGAACGACUGGAAUAGUGGACCAGGGCAAGUAAGAGGUUCUAAUCAAAGCCCUUUAAAUCAGGGUUUACCUGUAAACAAGGGCAUUCAAGGAAACCAGGGUUUCCAGGGCAACCAGAGAAACCAAAACAACCAGGGUAUCCAAGGAAACCUGGGCAACCAAAACAACCAGGGUUUCCAAGGAAACCAGGGCAACCAAAACAAUCAGGGUAUCCAAGGAAACCAGAUGAUGAAUAAAAGCAUGAAUAGCCCUUCCUGGCCUGGAAACAAUAACAAUAAUAUCCAAAACUUCCCAAGUAUGUUGCAAAGUCCUAAUCAAAUACAGGCGCCUCAAGUUAAUGCCGUAAACCCAAAUAUGGCUGGGAAUUCUCAACAACCUGCAAAUACCAAUCCUAAUCAGCCUAACGGGUUUGUGAAUACAAAUGGUGCUAGUGGAGGCCCUAACAAUGUUAACCAACCAACAGUGAAAAAUGGACUUCCAACUAGAAACCUGAAUACGUUAAAGGGAUUCUUUCGCAAUGAAACCGUAGGUUCGAGUGGCUCAAGUCUUAUAGGGAAUCAAAUGCCACCUACCGUUGGUCAUCCACCUCCACCUCAGAGCUCAUUGCCACCACCACCACCUCCGCCACCGCCGCCGCCGCCAGUUACGACUGCAACAAAACCGACGACUACUCCCACCACGGUCCCCGUUACAACGACUCAUCCAACUACGCCUAGUACCACACCUACUAAACCCACCACUCCUAAGCCAACCACACCUAAAACCACAACACCUACGCCGACCCAAGAAGACAUUCCAAUCCCUCCCCCUGCUGAUCUCAAUGACAUCGAGGGUAUUGAAGGCAUUAUGGGCGAGGAAGGCAGUAAACACCGCAAGCACAGGGACCCCGUCUGCAAAGCAGGAACCAUAACAGACGACAUGACGUUGUUACAGGGAAAAAGAGCGGGAAACUUUACCAAGAUCGGAGAUGUAGGAGACUUUGAACUGUGCAUCAAACGGUGCUGUCAAUCAAAGUCAUGUGACUUGGCAUACAAGUCUGGAGAGAGUUGUUACCUGGUUCAUUGCCACAGUAAAGACUCUUGUCAGGUUACUCCAGCCUUGAUCAAAAGAUACAGUCCUAACAUGUGCUUCGUGAGACGGUCAUUUGACGAGGAGGCGGAAGAACAGUCUGAUGGUAUCAGAGAAGUAUGUAAAGCUGAAAGAGCAUUGGGUAUUGACUGGAAGAAGACAUCAGCUGGUCACUACUCGAAGGUACCAUGUCCUCGUGAGGCUAAAGGUAAAGCGAGGAGGAGAUGUGGAGCAGACUCACGAUGGCAUACACCAGAAUUCAGCGAUUGCGUGACUAGUGAUUAUUUGAAGAUUUACGAGAAGUCUCGCAAACUAGCAGGAGCAGACCCUGGUGCUGAUUCAAGUCCUCUUAUACGAGAGCUGUCACAACUAACCACACAGACUCUGGACAACUCAUUGAUAUUUGGAGGAGAUUUGAUCAAAUCCACUGAGGCGCUGUCUUCAGUUGUACAGCACAAUGGAAGGAACGACUUGCUUGACAUGAAUAGGGACGAUAUGCAGAAUUUUGUAACGACUAGUAGUAAUCUCUUGGACUUGACCAACAGACAGGAAUGGGUCAAUGUACAGAAGAAAAAACCAGGUUCAGCAGACAUACUGCGAUCAAUGGAGAUGUUUGCAUUACAGGCAGCAAUAAGACUUCCCCGAGAAGACAUCAAGAAACCCUUCAUUACUAAUAAUAUAGUUAUGAAUCUGGACCGUCGUUCAGCGAGAAGUGGUCGCCUCAUAUUCCCUGACUAUUCUGAUAGUGACAUCAGCAAAUGGGACGUCAGACAUGACGUCAUUUCUAUUCCAUCCUCAGUCUUCAAGAGAGGUGAAGUAAGUGCGGCCAGUAUCAGCUUCAAGAGUCUACCUUACCUGUUACCAGAUGCUAAUUUCAGUAGAGGCCUGGGACCCAACUCCAAGAUUCUUUCAACGAUUCUUCAUCCUGCUCCGCCUGACGAAAUCUCUCCUCCCGUCACGAUUAUUCUCAGUCAUAUCAAGCCAAAACGAGCGAACCCCAAAUGUGUGUUCUGGGAUUACACAAUUAAUCCUCACAGGGGAGGGGGUUGGUCGUCUCGUGGUUGUUCUUUGGCAUCCAGUAAUGAUACUCAUUCAGUUUGUCAAUGCAGCCAUUUGUCAAACUUUGCUUUACUUGCGGAUUUAUCGGACGAUGAGAUUUCCGCCAAAGAACAAAAGAGAGAACGCACUAUGGCACUAAUGUGGAUUGGGAUCCCUGUGUUGGUGGUUGGUGUUAUUGGUGCCUUGUACAUGUCAUUCAGCUGGACUGGCAAAUCCCAGAUGACGUCAAGACAGAUCGAUGAGAAGACAGGAUUACUGGGUCAACGUGUUGUCACUAGUCAAGUACGUGAAGAUUUCCCUGCAUCACCAAGCCGCAAUCUUCAUCGAGCAUUAUCACCGGCAUACACCCCAUUACCGCCCGGUGAUCUGGAAUGGCAGGACGAGUUCAGACAUGAGCUGGGAAUCUCGCAAGGGGACAAGUUUGCAAAGGAACUUUAUCUACCUCAGCUGGACAAGCUCAAGACGCAUCUCUCCAAGGAAUAUCCCAAGAAAUUCAACUCUGUCCCCAAAAGCUCCAUGUUUACUCGCAUCCACAGCGAUCACCAGAAUUCAUCUUCUCCUCUAUCACCGCCAUCACCAACUUCGUCUUCGUUUUCCUGGGAUUCUGGUUAUAUGUCAGCAUCGUCAGCAUCUUUGGUGUCUUCUAUGGAAUCAGCAUUACCUUAUUCUCCUGUGUCAUCGCCAUUAUUAUCAUCAUCAUUCCGGGAUGCAAUGUUGCUUGGUUCAGAAAGCGAAACUGGAAAGGAUCUAACAAUAACGAUAUCGGAACUAUCCUCUUCUUCAUUCCAAGUGCCCUCAUUAUCACUGUCUUUAUCUUCAUUGUCAUCAUCAUUAAACGAAUUACCAAGGGAGACACUGAUAGCACAAGACAUUUCAACAUCAGCUGCUCUUUCAUCAUCAGCUUCAUUUGAAACAUUGGGAAAUAUUUCCUCGUCUUCGCUGGGAUUAGAUACUUUUGGAAUGUGUUUAAGGUAUUCACAAUCAAAUGAACGUUUACAAAGUGGCGUGAGCUCUUCAGUUGUGCGUCACAAUAACGUUACUUCGCUAUCAAGAGAAACUGAACCACUACGAACAGCAAUACAAGAUAGUUUACCUGCAAUGGAUGAUACAUUAGAGCCAUGGACAUUAUGGGAACAAUCUAAUAAUUCUGACUCUACAUCGUGGUCACCAACAACACCAUCACAAUCACCACUACCGUCAUCAUCAUCAUCCUCAAUAUCGUCAUCAUCAUCGUCAUCAUCAUCAUCAUCAUCAUUUUCCUCAUCAUCUUCAGCAGGAGCAGCACAUUUGCUAACAUCCUCAUAUUCGUCUUCAUCGGCAUCGUCAUCAUCGUCAUCAUUAUCGUCAUCAUCAUCAUCAAUAUCGUCAUCGUCAUCUUCAACAUCGUCAUCAUUAUCAUCACCAUUAUUAGUAUCUCCAAUUCCGUCACUAUCGUCACAACUAAGUAUAAACUCUUCGUCAAACGGUGAAUACGGCCUGCAAGCUGCACGCAAUACUCGAGUAAGAUUUGCAGAUGAGCCGUUACUAUGGCAAUAUGAAGACGAGGAACACGAGCUGAGAAUCAAAACACUAGAAAAAAGGGUAUUUUCCCAAAGACUCACGCGCAGUACGGGAAUAAGUAAACUAAACAUGGCUGAUACAGACUGACAACGUGGUGUCUCCAGGGUCUGAUUCACGAUGUAUGGUGUACAAUAAGAACAACUCUCCAAAAGAAGAAAAUUUAAGAAAUAAUCUAAUUUUCUAAUUUCUAAAUAUUAUAUACAAAAGUGAUAACUGCCACUUCGAAUUCAACUCUCCAGAACGAAUUUAAACCAGAGCCAUAGACAGGAAGUGGCUUUGAUCCAUCCUUCCUUCCAAUAGGCCAUUACAUGAUGCAAUCAUUCCACCACCAAUAAUGGACUACUUCGACGAUGUCGACCUUCAAAUGUUAUCCAUAGAUUAAAAUCAAACAACCUUAUUUGGCUGAUCAAAGCUUGGGCAAAGUUAACUCACAACUGGAAUAGUACGUUUGCAUGAUCCUAUCCUAUYCUCAUGAGGGAAUACAAAUUUAAAUAAGAAAGAAAUUUCGCGAAGCAUCUUGGUAGUGGGAGUCAUAUGAUGCCAUCAUGUCAUAAAAUUAAACGUUUUUAACGAUGAGAGGAGAGCCGUAUAUCCUAUCUAACUAUAGCAAAAACAAUGCAGAGAACUAACCAACUCUCUUGAAAAUAUGUGAUGCAAGACUAGGAUUCGACCCUAAAAAAAAUAAAAGAGGCGUUCGAAUGCACUACCACUACACCAGUACUCUACCCAAAAUCAAAUAUUCUGUCAAUUUAGAAUGAUGUAACAUAUCUCUCAUGAAAAUAUGUAAAAAGUUCAUUAAACAUUUCAAGGUUAUUAAAAACACUUUUUUAAGAAAAA